GUCUCAUCCAUAUAAAUUUAUCCUACGCGCCUGGGGUAUUGGGUCAAAGGUUGGUUACUCGCAGGCUUGACCUGUCUCCACACCGUCGGCAUCAACAACCGCUCAGAACAUAUCUGAUAUCAUCAUCAUACUCUGUCUUUGGACGAUCGUAACCCACUCAUCCAAUCAGUCUCUUCCGGAUUCAACCAUACUAUCACCUAGGACACCAUGAGCUCCUUGCACAACAAUAGCAUUGAGUCCAAUUCCGAAAAGCAGAUUGUUUUGAAUCUGAGCCCGAGCCCGAGCCUGAGCCCGAGAGACCGAGCGCGCAUUCUGCGCAAAAUUGAUUGGCAUCUAUUACCUUUCGUGACUGUAUUUUACCUUCUCUCGUUCUUGGACCGGGCCAAUGUUGGAAAUGCGAAGGUCGCCGGCAUGGCCACAGACCUGAAGUUGACCGGCUUCAGGUACAACAUCGCUGCAGCCGUCUUUUUUAUCCCGUACAGCUUUGCUGAGGUCCCGUCGAACAUAGCACUCAAGCUAUUCAGGCCAUCACGCUGGAUACCGUCUAUCAUGGUCGUGUGGGGUGUUGUAAUGACCCUUAUGUGUCUUGUCAGAUCAUAUCAAUCUCUCGUUGUAGCUCGAACGUUCCUCGGUUUCGCAGAAGCAGGAUUAGCUCCUGGAGUGAAUUACUACAUCUGCCUUUGGUAUCCGCGUUCUGAACGAUCCAAACGCAUUGCCAUAUUCUUUUCCUCAGCAUCACUCGCAGGCGCCUUCGGUGGGCUCCUAGCGUAUGGUAUAGAGCGCAUGGAAGGAGUCGGAGGAUUGCAUGGUUGGCAAUGGAUUUUCUGCUUGGAAGGCAUUGCCACUGUCCUCGUCGCAAUCCCCUCUUUUUUCUACAUGCAUGAUUAUCCUGAAACGGCCAAAUUUUUGACCGAAUCAGAGAGAUCAUACAUCAUAGAUGUGCUCAAACAGGAUUCCAAUAAACUUUCCUCUCGCUUCGACACUCGAUUCAUCUGGCAAGCCAUAAAAGAUUACAAGACCUACGUCCAAAGUCUCAUUUAUUUAGGGUUGCUCGUCCCUGGUUAUGCCAUUGCCCUAUUCUCGCCAACCAUCAUCAACGAGCUUGGCUACUCUGCUGCGAAUGCCCAGCUACUCUCCGUCCCGCCAUUUGCUGCUGGCUGUAUUGGAACAAUCAUAUUUGGCAUCUAUUCUGACAAGCACAAUCUUCGUGGUCCGUACAUCAUUGGUGGCGCGCUUGUUUCUCUUGUGGGAUACAUCUUGCUAUAUUGCAGCGUACGAGCGGGCCCCUCGUACGUGGGAGCUUGUCUGGCUGCUGCUGGAGUUUAUCCAACCGUCGCGGUUGCUCUGGCUUGGGCAGGCUCUAGUGCAGGAGGCGAUUUAAAACGUGGAGUUGUAAUAGCAAUGGUCAUUGGUCUUGGUAAUUUCGGAGGUAUUUGCUCCUCCUUCAUUUACAUUGAUCCGCCACGCUUCCACAUCGGGCACGGUACGAUCAUGGGAUUCCUUUCUCUCGCGAUCAUAAUGAGUCUCUUUGCUAUGUGGGACUAUAAUCGGCUGAACAAAAAGAAAGAAGCCCAGUGCGAGGCGGAAAACAUUAGCGAUGAUAGAGGAUAUGAAUUUGAGGAUAUGGGCGAUGACAGUCCCCUUUUUAGGUACACCAUAUGAGAUCACAGCUAAAUCGAGCUGCCCCUUUGAAGUGCUCUUUGAUUGCACCGCGCGAACGCAAAUGACGUAACGGAUAUCGAUACCAGAUUGGUGACUUGAUGGACUGCCAGGAUUCCAGGAAGCUGACAUCUCGGGGUUCGGUGGAGUUAUAAAGCAGUGAAGACAGUAACCAUCGAGUUACGUCUCGACUGACAAACGCAUAGGUAAUUCUGGAGGUAAAGGAAGGACUCGGACAGCAGGCCAAGGACCAUGUGAUUCUGUCAUGGAGGACAAUACUAUCGCUCAAAUGUUUGUAAUGUGUCCAUAGUGAUCUCAUUAAAACGAAUAUAAGUUAGAUAAAAUGAA
Messenger RNA from Suillus fuscotomentosus, 2007 nucleotides. Its product is annotated as major facilitator superfamily domain-containing protein. Lineage: Eukaryota; Fungi; Basidiomycota; Agaricomycetes; Boletales; Suillaceae. The coding region runs from base 208 to 1662 and encodes 484 amino acids. Gene Ontology annotation, biological process: transmembrane transport. The transcript is spliced from 17 exons. The record is from RefSeq and is a predicted model, not a curated record. Gene Ontology annotation, cellular component: membrane. Gene Ontology annotation, molecular function: transmembrane transporter activity.